AUGGCAGGGAAGCAAGUCCUGGAGAUAGGACUAGGAUACUUGGUGGGUAAUGGCGAAGAGAUCAAAGUCUGGAUAGAUCCAUGGCUCUCUACUUCAAGCCCUUUAACACCGAUAUGCCCUUCCACUCUAUACUCUCUCCACCUCCGAGUCUCGGACCUACUAGAUCAUCAUUCAAACGAAUGGAACAUUCAAGCUAUUCAACAACACUUACCUCAGUAUGAGGCAGCUAUCCGACAGUUAAUCCCAAGCUCUCUCAAACCCGCUGACUCCAAAGUCUGGCUCCUAGAGGAAUUGGGCAUCUACUCAGCAAAAACGGGAUACCACAGCUUUAUUCAGGAUAAGAACCAAAGAGAGCAGCAAACUUUCAACUGGAUGUUCCAGGUCUGGAAAGCCAAAACCUCCCCCAAACUAAACCAAUUCCUCUGGAGAGCUCUCAACAAAGCUUUACUGGUGGGAGAACUCCUAGCGUAUCGAGGAAUGUCAUGGGAUCUGAACUGCAAAUGCUGCAGUGAAGCGGAAUCAAUCUGCCAUAUUCUCUGGAGAUGCCCGUUUGCAAAACAAAUCUGGGAAUUGGCACCAGUCUCUCAUGGCCCGCUCCUGAGUUUUCUGCCUUUGAGCCCAAAACAGCUCCUAACAAGCUUAAGCAGAGCAAUAAAUCUCCUUCCCUCAGGGCUCAUAAUGGCACCACUAGCCCCCUGA
Molecule: messenger RNA, 699 nt
Organism: Thlaspi arvense
Lineage: Eukaryota; Viridiplantae; Streptophyta; Magnoliopsida; Brassicales; Brassicaceae
Source: the annotation of a GenBank genome assembly